AUGGCUCGUCAGAGUUUGCGUAAAGCGAGCAGUGCCAAACGCCCAAUGUCCGUGGCUGACUUUCACUCUCUGUCUCUGUCCUCUCGAGCUCCCACAUUGACCGAGACACUCGGACUGCACGAGGUCGAACGUUCAUCCAAUUGGCUUGAUUCCAGUCGACGUUUGUUGCAUGGAAUACGUCGUUGGACUUCACCGUUCCCAAGUUCACGAGACAGUGGGAAAGUGUAUGUGGCCGGGCUGAACGAGCACCAUGCUCCUCGUACCGGUCUCUCUUGUCUUGGUUCGAAGUCGUGUUCCCUCAGUCAAUGCGUGUCCAAGGAAACCAGUUCCGCUGAUUUCCUAUCCGUGCGCAAGCCGGACUCCGUACAAUUGAUCGGUGUCCGAACGAACUCAGAUGAUGCAAGCAUUCCGCCACCGCAUUUGUCCUGGAAUAGCUCAUUUGAUAGUUGCUCUCCGACCUUUGCAUCUUUCUCCCACGAGACUAUCUCUUCCGGUCCGGUUGUGGAGUUACCCCUCGCACAACCUUGCCCGUCCGAUCACAUAGAUUCCAGCGGUAUUGCCACUGGCUCCUCGACUGAUUUGUCGUUAUAUGCCUCCGUGGUCGAGGAUGAGGCCAGCUCACAACCGGUGGCUGAACGACAACGCCGUAGAUACAUAUUUUCCACUGUGUUCGAUUUUGCCAAAAUGCAUUUAUCCGGCCCGUUCUCUGGUCUUCUGUUCACAUGCCUGUUGGGUAAUGUUUACACUCCUAUUCAAAAGUGA
This is a messenger RNA of Echinostoma caproni, 762 nucleotides long. The record is from the annotation of a GenBank genome assembly. Lineage: Eukaryota; Metazoa; Platyhelminthes; Trematoda; Plagiorchiida; Echinostomatidae.